Messenger RNA from Dimorphilus gyrociliatus, 3231 nucleotides. Lineage: Eukaryota; Metazoa; Annelida; Polychaeta; Dinophilidae. The record is from the annotation of a GenBank genome assembly.
CCCCUCAAUAAAUGAUAUUUUGCCAAACAUGUUGUGAGCGUGCUCAAAUUUUUCAGUCAUUUCUAUCUAUAGCUCAAGGCUUAUAGAAAUAAUUAUUAUAUAUCAAUUAUUUAAUAAAGUUGCAGUAAUUUGCGUUUAAUUUACAAAGCUGUUUUAGCAUACAUUUUGAUUUUUCUGAUAAUUUACCGUAUAUACUGAGUGAUAUUAGAUGAAAAUGCUAGUAAAUCUCCGCCGGGUCACAGUAAACUCUUCGAAUAUUAACAUUAGCCGAAGUAUAUCUAAGCUAGAAGAAAAGAAAUUGAGGAAGGAAAAGAGGAAACUUGAAAGAUUGGAAAAUCAAAGGAAAAAGUUGGAAAAAAGAGAUGCUAAAGAGAAAGUUGAUGAUAGUUACUAUGAUAGAACUUUAAAAGCUGGUGAUAAGAAGAAUGUAACAUUAGGUCUGCCAUCGAAAUAUAAUAGCCAAUUUGUUGAGUCAACUUGGUACGAUUGGUGGGCUAAAGAGGGUUUUUUUACGCCUAAAGCAGAGAAAGAUAAGAAUUCUUUUACGAUCUGUCUUCCACCUCCAAAUGUAACGGGAACCUUACAUUUAGGACAUGCUUUAGGAGUUGUAAUUGAGGAUAGUAUAAUAAGGUAUCAUAGAAUGAAUGGUAAAAAUGCAUUAUAUAUUCCUGGCUGCGAUCACGCUGGUAUUGCCACCCAAGUUAUAGUUGAGAAAUAUUUAGCUAAGCAAGGAAAAACUAGGAAUGAUAUGGAGAGAGAAGAAUUUAUUGCUCAAGCUCAAAUUUGGAAGAAUGAAAAAACUGCAGAAAUAAGUCAACAGUUAAAAAAACUUGGUGCUUCAGUUGAUUGGAAUAAGUUUUGUUUUACUAUGGACGACAACAUGAAUCAAGCAGUGCACGAAGCAUUUUUAAAACUAUUCCAUAAAGGACUCAUUUACAGAGCAAACAAACUAAUUAAUCAUUGUUGUACUUUAAAUUCUACGAUAUCGGAUAUCGAGAUUGAAAAUGUAGAGAUAAAAACACCAACAAAACUAAAAAUUCCUGGCUACGAUGAAAAACUAGAAUUCGGAAAAAUUGUAGAAUUUUCUUAUCCAAUAUUCGAUUCUAAAAAUGAAGAAAUUGUUGUAGCAACAACUCGCUUAGAAACUAUGCUUGGAGAUGUUGCUAUUGCUGUUAAUCCUCGUGACAAUCGUUAUUCAUCAUUGCAUAAUAAAAAAGUUAUUCAUCCCAUCACGAAAAGACUCUUGCCCAUUAUCUGUGAUGAAAGUGUUGAUAUGGAAUUUGGAACAGGUGCAGUUAAAAUUACCCCAGCUCAUGAUUUUUCUGAUAUGGCUAUGGCCGAGAGGCAUAACUUAAGAAAGGAUAUUACUGUUAUUGACGACAAGGGAUAUAUGAUUAAUUGUCCAUUUCCGUUUUCUGGUCUACCAAGAUUUAUAGCUAGAAUGGCGGUUAAAGACUCGUUAAAAUCAUUUGGAUAUUAUAAGGGGGAAAAAGAGCAUUCAAUGUCUCUACCUAUUUGCAGUCGAUCAGGAGAUGUAAUUGAACCCAGAGUUAAAGCUCAAUGGUUUAUUAAUUCAAAGGAAAUGGCUAAUAGAGCUAUAGAGGUGGUACAGAAUGGUAAAUUGAAAUUUAAACCGGCUUAUUUUGAAAAUAUUUGGAAUAAUUGGCUAGAAAAUAUUCAAGAUUGGUGUAUUUCACGACAACUAUGGUGGGGGCAUAGAAUACCUGCUUACAAUGUGUUAGGUGUAAACGACGACUCUGUAUGGAUAGCGGCGAGAAAUUUUGAAGAUGCGAAAAGAAUAACUAGGGAGAAAUUUGGCAUAGAUGAUACGGAAUUUAGUCUAAAACAGGAUGAUGAUGUCUUAGAUACGUGGUUUUCCUCGUCACUUUAUCCUUUAUCUUCAUUGGGCUGGCCACAAAAUACAAGAGACUUUAGAAACUUUUUUCCUACCAACGUUUUAGACACUGGAAGCGAUAUUUUAUUUUUUUGGGUGGCUAGAAUGGUUAUGAUGUCUUUAGAAUUAACUAAUCAACUUCCUUUCGAUACCGUUUUACUUCACUCAGUUAUCAGAGAUGGAAAUGGUAGAAAAAUGAGCAAAUCCUUAGGUAAUGUUAUCGAUCCAAUGGACGUUAUUAACGGUACUUCCCUAGAGAGUUUAAAGAACCGAUUAGACGAUAGUAAUUUAUCAACAACUGAAAUAAAAACAGCUAAAGAAUGUCAGGAAAAAGAUUUUCCAUUUGGUAUUGAAUCCUGCGGAAGUGAUGCUUUACGUUUUGCACUUGCAUCUUAUAAUUUUUAUGAACCUCACGUAAACAUCAACAUCAAUCACAUCGUUACAAGUAAACGGUUUUGCAAUAAAAUAUGGAAUACUUUUAAAUUUAUUCAAAAUAGACCUUCAACUAAGCAGAAUAUCAAUUUAAAAGAAGAAUUAAAUAUUAUGUCUUCAACUGAUAAAUGGAUUUUGAGUAGAUUAUAUAAUGUUAUCAAAGAUGAAGAUUUUAAAAGUUACGAAUUAUAUAGAAUAUGCGAUAAAUUGGAAAGUUUUUGGAAGAAUGAUUUUUCCGAUAUUUACUUGGAAUACGCAAAAAAUGAAUUGGAUAAUGAAUUGAUUACAAAUAUUUUAAACGUUGUUCUAGAGACAUUAAUCAAGGCUUUACAUCCUUUUAUGCCAUUUAUAACUGAAGAAUUAUAUCAAAGAAUGCGAAUCCGUGGGAAAAGAGAGAGUAUUUGUAUUACUCCUUAUCCGAAAUCAGAGGAUUUUGUUUGUUUACUUAUAACUUAAUAUCUAUUCUCUAUUCUCCAUUCUUAUGCAUAUCUUUUCCUUUUUUCUUUUCUCAAAUAGGAGGCUUUCAAAAACGAAGCCCUUGAAAAUAAUAUGCAGUAUGCAAGAAAUAUAGUAUCAGCGAUACGUUCAAAGAGAACCCAAUUAAAGUUAACAACAGAAAAACAAAAUGUUUAUAUAUCCACGACGUGUGCCGAGAAAUUAAACAUCGUUGAGUCUUUUUCUACAGUUAUCAAACUUCUCUCGAAAUCUGCAACUGUUGAAACGUUUACCAAAUACGAUAAAUUAGAUAAGAAUUGGCAAGAAUGUUCUACUAUAGAUGAUUGUAAAAUAUUUAUCAAGUAUUAGAAUUUCAGUAUCAAACGCCUUUUACACUUAAGAAUCAAUUCUCCCAUGAGAAUUUGAAAAACAUGCUAAUAUUUGUCUUUUGAGUACAAAUACAAAUAAGC